Misgurnus anguillicaudatus (oriental weatherfish) is the source of this 2502-nucleotide messenger RNA. RefSeq names its product SLAIN motif family, member 1a (gene slain1a). Gene Ontology annotation, cellular component: microtubule plus-end. Lineage: Eukaryota; Metazoa; Chordata; Actinopteri; Cypriniformes; Cobitidae. Gene Ontology annotation, biological process: microtubule nucleation; cytoplasmic microtubule organization; positive regulation of microtubule polymerization. The record is from RefSeq and is a predicted model, not a curated record.
AACUGCUGUAUUGUGACUGGUUUAUGUUUUAAACCGAGGGGAGGAGACAAAAACAGACUGGCACUGGCACGAGCAUCAGCAUCUGAAAGAAGCAGCGUGCAUCCCGUCUGAAGGCAGCGCGAGCGGGCAUACAGGGUAAACAACACACCGCCACCAUUUUACUACGGUUCCUAUGCUUUUCUUAUUCAAUGGACGGACUAUUUCUCAAUCCCCGAACGAUGACGGACGUCAAUGGCAACAGUAAGAUGAUGAACGCGGAGCUGGAGGUGAAAAAGCUUCAAGAGCUCGUCCGAAAAUUGGAGAGACAAAACGAACAGCUGCGGACGAGAGCAAACGCUGCGAACAAUUGCACCUCCAGCGCCCGACUGUCAUCGUCACCGACACCGGCCUGUAUCAUCGGCCCAGACACCGCUCCGUAUUACACGGGGAAUUACUGCGUUUCACCUCCGUCCAGACUAUCCUGCUCGUAUGGAUUAGGCACAUCAGAGGAACGCUAUCCAUAUUUCCAUCCGCAGUCAGUGAGUGAUGCUGCUGUGGAUGAUGCUACUGUACUGGAUGAGGUGGAAAUUCUGGACAUUGAUGUUGUUCUUUCCUGCGAUGGAGAAUCUGAUCAUAACUGGUUAUAUGUGUCUCCAAAAGCCAAGCUGUUUUCUCACUUUCUCCUGAGCCCUCUUCAGUGGUGUAGACAUGUACUGGACAACCCCAAACCCGAAGUGGAAUUAGCCAAACGCUCAUUGUGCUACAAACUGGACCAAGCCAAAAGAUGGAGAGGGGUCCUCACGAACUGUGCUUCAAGCGCUCUUUACAGCCCUGUAGAUGCACUCUCGUCUGUAACCAGCUGUUCUAAACCCUUUACUAAACCUGCAUUUACUGAACCAACAGGUAACACAGAUCCAUCUUCACUAAAUCACCAGCAGUCUGGCACAGCGAGGAACUGUUCUAGUCUAACCGAGAGAUCUCCCACAUUUCUCUACCACACGGCUACACAUGAUAAUAUUCAUCAGCCACGGCCUCUCAGUCCUCAGUCUUCCAUUGACAGUGAACUCAGUGUCUCUGAGCUGGAGGAGGACUCCAUCUCUAUGAGCUAUAAGAUUCAGGACAUGACAGAUGUGGAGGUCAUGGCGCGACUGCAGGAGGAAAGUCUACGACAGGAGUACGCGACCACCGCUGCCACGGCCACACGCCGUAGCGCCAGUUUUUCGCUGCACGCGGGUGCUCGCAGGGGUAUGAGAAGUGAGACUGACCUGGAGGAAGAAGAGGAAUACGAUCAGCUGUCGGUUCCUCAGCCACGACUCUUUCGUACGGCCUCGAUGCAGCGCAGCGCGUCUCACUCACAAAACCUCUUCAGCGCAAAAGACUGCAGGCGCAGCCCCUCCACACCUCAGCACCUCGACAGCCUGUCCCACCAGCAGCUACACAUAUCCAGCACAGCAGAGCCACAGAGUUACAGAGCCACUACAGACAAGUUACGGAGGAGUAUGCCAAACUUACUUCGAGCUCCCAGCAUUCCCAAUGUACUUAGCGGAUCCAAUAUUUCUGCUCUGACUGGCCACACUGCCACAUCGACCUCAUCUUUGUCGUUACUACGAAACAGUCAGAGUUUCGAUUCUCACAGCGGUCUCGCUAAGAUACAGUCUGCAAUUCCAUCUCCCGGUCAGUUACAGCAGCGAGUUCAGAGCGUUGGCAACUUCACAAUGACAACACGUCCACCUCUGAAAGCCACAGCCUAUGUUAGCCCAACAAUACAGAGUCCCACCACAAUGCCUUCCUCUGUUAGCCUCAACUGUAUCCCCAGCAGUAGUAUUCCUCUUCCCAGCAAACCCAGCACUCCUUCCACCACAAGUCGCAGUGCUCUACCUCGACCGGCCUCUUUUAUCGGGACAAGUGGUGCUUCACGCAGUAAAAUUGCUCAGCCUGUACGCAGUUUAUUAACACCACCGAAGAGUGUAGCUGCAUUGAGCACCCUGCGUGAUGGGAGUUGGAGGGAUGGCUGCUAUUAAGAUCUGCUGUGCACACUGUCCUGAAUUGUUUCGGACCCAGCUGGCUGGGCACACCUUUUGCUUAUAAACUUAGUGAAAUUAAUCCAAUAAUAUGAACAUAGUGGUGAUUUAAAGUGAAGUUGGAAAGUACUGUUAACAAAUGCAAUAUUAUUGGCUAAAAACCAGAGCAUCAUGCAUACAAAUGUUUACAUGCAAGUAAUUUCCCAAAUUGCAGCACAAUUUUUAAUCGCUUAAACCAAGCAUCAAAUGAUAAGAUUAAUAGACUGUGAUAAUAUUCAUUUUACGAUUACAAAUUGUUGAUUUUAUGAUUUAAUUAAGGCAUAUUUGCUGCUACCCAAAUAGCACUUUUACUGUUAACUUGCAUUAUUACGUUAGAAAUUCCUAUAUAGUGCAAGAAACGGCUAAACAGCCAGCAUUUCUGUAAUGGCACACUUGCAUUCCAUUUUAUAAUGUUGGCAAAUAUUUUGCAACCAGAAAAUAAAGUGAUCAUUUAAGAAAUGUG